Messenger RNA from Striga hermonthica, 2592 nucleotides. The record is from the annotation of a GenBank genome assembly. NCBI's taxonomy places the organism in Eukaryota, Viridiplantae, Streptophyta, Magnoliopsida, Lamiales, Orobanchaceae.
AUGUUUGCUGCCGAGAUUUACAUGCACCGUUUCCUGCUAUCAAACCCUGUCCGCACGCUUAACCCAGAAGAGGCAGACUGGUUCUACACGCCCGUUUACACAACAUGUGACCUCACUCCGAAUGGCCUCCCAUUGCCUUUCAAGUCACCGCGAAUGAUGAGGAGUGCUAUACAGCUCAUUUCUUCAAACUGGCCGUAUUGGAACAGGACAGAGGGUGCUGAUCACUUCUUCAUUGUGCCUCAUGAUUUUGGAGCGUGCUUUCACUAUCUUGAAGAGAAAGCCAUUGAUAGAGGUAUACUGCCUCUGCUCCAACGUGCCACCUUGGUUCAAACUUUCGGGCAGAGAAAUCACGUCUGCUUAAAGGAUGGUUCUGUCAUAAUUCCCCCAUACGCCCCUCCUCAGAAGAUGCAAGCCCAUCUCAUUCCUCCCACCACCCCUCGAUCCAUUUUUGUUUACUUCCGAGGAUUGUUUUACGAUGUCGGUAACGACCCUGAAGGUGGUUACUACGCAAGAGGGGCCCGAGCGUCGGUGUGGGAGAACUUCAAGAACAACCCCUUAUUCGACAUCUCGACGGAGCACCCGACCACAUACUACGAGGACAUGCAGCGUGCCGUUUUCUGCCUUUGCCCCCUCGGGUGGGCCCCGUGGAGCCCGAGGCUGGUGGAGGCUGUUGUCUUUGGGUGCAUCCCUGUCAUCAUUGCCGACGACAUCGUGCUCCCGUUUGCUGAUGCCAUUCCGUGGGAGGAGAUUGGUGUUUUCGUGGACGAGAAAGACGUCCCUAAGCUCGACACUAUCCUCACCUCUAUCCCGAUCGAGGAAAUUCUACGAAAGCAGAGACUCUUGGCUAAUCCUUCCAUGAAACAGGCAAUGCUCUUCCCGCAGCCCGCCCAGUCGAGGGACGCCUUUCACCAGAUCUUGAACGGGCUGGCCCGUAAACUGCCGCAUGGCCCGGCUGUUAACCUGAGGCCUGGAGAGAAGGUGUUGAACUGGACUGCGGGCCCUGUGGGGGAUCUUAAGCCUUGUGGACAAAACCCGUUAACUGGCCCGCUAUUGGUGUAUUCUCUUUCCUACAUCCACACGCACCACGCUUACCCUAUCCAUCCGCACUCCGCAGCAACAAAAAAUAGAACAGAGUACAAAUCAAUCACCCUGUCUUCCUUUCCUCACUUCCAUCGGAGAUCCUCCCCACGGCCUCGCCUACUCCGGUGUCCAUCAGGAGAAGGAGAUAUCAUGUCGUCAUCCCUAUUGUGUUUUUCGGCUACUUUUUUGGAUGAAGAUGAUGAUAACCAUUACUAUCACGACAUAUAUGUUGUGGAUGUCUCAAGCCGAUGUAAACGUCGACGCCACACUGAUAUUCCAUCAUUGACUCCUACGCUCCGGGUGAGCGGACAGUACUUUGGCGACACGUCAUGUGUCACGAGUUCGGGAGUUUUCCUAUUCAACUCUAAUUUAAAUCUCCACCUCUCGCGUAUGAAACUUAAGGUCAUGUCGAAAGAAUCUGCAGAUCCUCUCUGUGUCCGCAGAAUCAACAUCUCCAAAUACCACAGCACCACCACCACCACUUCCCGCGUACUCCCAAUGAAGGCUGAUCACACUAUGGUGGAGCAUGUGUGCCCAUUGAUUUCCAGAAAAAGGUACUUGCAAGUGCUCCCUACACCCAAUGGCAAGAUCAUCGCCUUCUCGACUAGGAUCAGUCGCCCUGAACCGUCCACGACCACCACCAGCAGCAGCGUACCUGACGCACCACCUAUUGUGGAUUUUGAGCUCUACCACCCAGACAUGGACAGAUGGGAGGCGCUACCCUCCAUCCCCCGUGGCCUGGAGAUCCAGCCAGGAAGCAGCCACUUAUCAGGAUCGGGCUACACUUGUAGUUCUCGCAUCGUCACUUACUGGUUCAUGGGCGGGACGCCAAUCUUUGCCGUGAUGUGCGACGGUGGAUUUAUUUUUCAUUUGGACCUGACCGCAUCACCACACCCAUCAUGGACCUACAAACCCUGGCCCCUCAACGUGCGUAGCAACCUCUCAUUUGGAGACGGCGAGUACAUCUACGUCACUGAUGAUUGGUGCUUGACUCCUCGUGGGGCCCGGCACUUGACUGGCCCCUUGCCUAGCGUUCCUAGGUGGCGGUUGUCGAAUAGGGAGUUGUUGUCGUCGAAUAGAGAGGGGAAAAAAACGAGCAUCGGGGUUCGGGACGUGGGCUCAGAGGGAUUGCCGACCUGCUUCUACAUUGUGGAGUCGACCUUUCUUGACAAUACGAUGAAGGGGUGCAAGCUCAGCGUGUGUGAGUACACGUGCAAUGUUCGUCCGUACCUGAAGAAGUUGUGCAAAAUGGAGGCUAAGCAAAAGGCUGUGAGGGCCAAAAUCGAGAAACGUUAUGAGGUGGAGAGAAAGGUAAGAGAAGCGCACAAGGGGGCAAUGAAGUUUAGUGAGGAGAGCCACAAGCUGAUGCAGUUACACGCAAUGGAGGCGUCUUAUGCGUGGGUAAAACAAGUGCCGCAGCUAGACUGCAAUGUCUCCAGCUCUUUCGAGUUCCUUCUCGUCACCCCCCCAAGUUUUAAUUCUUGGAUUCUUGGCAAUGCUUGCUUUAUUUGA